Molecule: messenger RNA, 3990 nt
Organism: Talaromyces amestolkiae
Lineage: Eukaryota; Fungi; Ascomycota; Eurotiomycetes; Eurotiales; Trichocomaceae
Exons: 9
Coding region: 1-3990 (1329 amino acids)
Molecular function (GO): protein binding
Source: RefSeq, a predicted model, not a curated record
AUGUGCGCAAGUAAAAACACCCCCGUUACUGUCCACCCAGCCUCUGAUAUCGCAGUGAUUUGGCGAGCGGCGAUCGAUCGCUAUGAGCGUAAUAGCAUGACCAAAGUCGAUUUUUUACCAACCGCAAAGUCUGUGGAUGACUUGGUAGACACUCUGUCAGACAAAGAAUCAUCAUUCAAGAAGUUCAGGCACAGUGGUUCAAAAUUUGAUAAAUUCAGGAUACUUUUAACGAAGUUCAUGAACCGCAUCAACUUCGUAAGUGAUGUGGUUGCGCAGGCAGCUGUCAAUGCUUCUCCUCCUAGCGUCGCAAUAUUCAUAGCUCUGCGUUUUUUCAUGGGCGCGAUUAGUUCAGUAUCGGCCGACUACGAUAAGAUCAUUGAGUUUUUUGAAGACGUAGACUCUUACCUCAGCCGACUUAAAGUCCUUAAGUUGGGCGAGAUGGACAUGUCAAGCAUACCGGAGCUUAAGGAUAUUCUGAUACAAGUCCUCGUGUCAGUUUUGGAUAUUCUUGGCAUUUCUGCGAAGUAUAUCAAAAAGAAGCGAAUUGGUGAGGAUGAUGAAUUGGCCGUUGCAUAUACUCGCUUCCAUAAAGCAAUCGACAGCGAAGCAGGUAUCAUCAGGAAUGCUACACUUGCAAUGUUAAACCAGCAGUCAAAGGCAGCAGCCCAUAGUAGCCGCAUUCUAGAGGAGAAGACAGAACGUGUAGAAAAGCUUCUUCUAAGCAGAGAGGCCGCCGAUGAACGUGACAAGAUUCUCGAAGCACUAUCAACGCGAAGCUUCCAUGAAAAGCAAAGAGACACAUUCGAAAAGCGCUCAGAGGCCACUGGACAGUGGAUACUGGAAAGUACCGAGUUCCAGCAAUGGUUCAAGGGCAACCAGACUUCUACUCUCUGGUGUUAUGGUGAUCCCGGGGCGGGAAAAAGCGUUUUCACAUCCAUCGCAGUCAGUUACGUCAACGAUGCUACACAAGCUACAAAAACGGCGAUUGCAUACCUCUAUAUUGACCAUAACGAUCCCACAACACACUCCGAACUCGGACUCGUAGCAAGUAUAUGUCGCCAGAUGGUAGAACAAAUUUAUCCGAUCCCUCCCGCAGUGAAGGACUUUCUUGAGAAGAAUGCGGCUCGUAAAAGAAAUCCGAGUGAAGACGAGUGGAUAUCUCUUGCCAUUUCUCUCCGUUCUUUAUUCUCUGACACUUACGUUUUUGUUGACGCCCUGGACGAAUGCCCGACGAGAAAUAGACACAGAUUCAUGCAAUCAUUGAAAAGACUCGAAGGGUCUGUGCGUUUUCUCUUCACCUCUCGUCCUUACAUCGACGAUGUUGCUCAAUUCGGAAAUCUUGUUCGACUAAAGAUUUCAGCAAGCGACUCUGACGUAGAGACUUACUUAGAAUUUGAGAUCAACAACGAUACCAGACUGUGCAAACUUCUUACCAAGGACGGCGGAUUGAAGGACAAGAUAAUUCAGCUCGUGAGAUCGAAUGCCGAUGGCAUGUUCCUACUCGCCUCUCUGCAAAUGGAUCUCUUGCGGGGUCAUAACAACCUUAGGAAAGUGCGGGCCGCCAUGGAUACAUUGUCACCAGAUGUUUAUGAAACUUAUCGCGCUACUAUGCAAAGGAUCAAGAGUCGAGGACCGCAGGAUUACGAACUUGCACAAAAGGCGCUUUCGUAUAUAUAUUGCGCCAAACGGCCGCUCGACAUUGAGGAAAUCCGCCAUGCGCUAGGUAUCGAAUUGCAAGACAACACGCUAGAUGAAGACGCCCUACCGGACAAAGACAUUCUUCUAGAAGUUUCUAUUGGCCUUAUCAGGAUUGAUGAACAGAGCGGCAUUGUAGGCCUAGUCCAUCAUACUCUUCACGAAUUUCUUACACAACAUCCAGAGGAACUUGUCCCUGAUCCUGAUGAUGAGCUCGCAAGGCUUUGUCUUACAUACCUAUCGUUCGAUACUUUCGAAAGCGGGCCAUGCUUUGAUGGGGAUACGUUGUCGCAGCGUUUGCAAGAAUUUCGCCUACUCGAUUACGCUUCCCAUCAUUGGGGACGCCACUUCCAAAGGCAGCUCCCUGAACAGCUAGAAUCAAUCCUAGAAUUUCUUGACCAAAGCAGAAAAUUGGCGGCUUCGGUCCAGAUACUGCAUGUUACCCGGUAUCGAACCAAAGAUUGGUUCACUCGUUAUCCAAAAAAUUUCCGUCCUUCACAUGUUGUGGCAUACUGGGGCUUGGAGAAGGUACUAGAGCUCGUGUUGGAAAGCGAUUUCGAUAUAGAUGCUAAAGACAGUUACGGAGCGACGCCAUUGAUCAUAGCAGCGGAAAAUGGCCAUGUGGAAGUACUCCGUAUCUUGCUUGAUAAAGGUGCAAGUAUUAACGCCGUGAAUUAUCGUGGGGAAUCUGCGCUAUACUGGGCGGCAAGAGUCGGUCAUAAAGCCGCUUUAGAGUUUCUUCUAGACAAAGGGGCUGAUCUUAUAAAAGAUAAUGAGGGAUGGUCAGCUUUGAAUUGGCUGAUUGUGAACGGAGAUGUUGAGUUGGCAAAAGUGCUAUUAAGCAGCAGUGUGGAGCUAGAUACCGAGGAUGACGGAAUCAACGAAGCUCUCAAUCUAGCAGCUGAGGAAGGAAAAGAUGCAAUAGUGCAAAUUCUCCUUGAACACGGCGCCAUUAUUAAUGCUCAGGACUGGGUCGGCAGUACAGCAUUGGACUUUGCUGCCACAGUAGGCCACGAGGCUACUGUACAGGUUCUAUUGGAAAAUGGUGCCAAUGUAAACUCCAAGGACAAAUACGGCAAUUCGGCGCUACACUGGGCGGUUUCGUACGAGGGAGUCGUUCGUCUGUUACUUGAAAAGGGCUCCGAUGUUGAUGCUAAGAAUGACAAUGGGCAAACUCCACUUAUUUGGUCUGCACAAAGUGGUUCAACCACAGUGACUGCAAUACUGCUUGACCAUAACGCAGAUGUUAAUUUGCAGGAUGUUACUGGACUUACGCCUCUUCAUAAAGCAGCUUUAGGAGGGUCUGAAUCUAUUGUUCAAUUGCUAUUGAAAAACGGUGCAGAACCUAACAUUAAAGAUGAAGAUGGGUGGACACCUCUACAUUGUGCUGUUGUGAAGAAGCAUGACAAUUUAGUACAACUACUAAAAAGCAGAGUCGAAAAUGGACAAAUUACAAUUGAUUCAUUGACAUCGCAACUUCAUGAUGUCAGAAAAAAAGCCAAACUUACCAGGCUUGCAGACAAAAAAGCUCAAGGAAGUACAGCACUCACAGGUCUACGUUACGCCGCUCAGGAGGGCCAAGUUGGUAGGAUUCAAAGCAUGCUUGAGAAAGGGGCAGAUAUCAACGCGAGUGAUGCCGGAGGAUUUACAGCCCUUGAAUUAGCUGUUUUUCAAGCACAGAUGAAAGCCGCCGAAGUGCUUCUUGAAAAUGGGGCAGAUCCGAAUAAACGCGGAUCUGAUGAGAAGCCACCGUUGGCAUGGGCUGUUGAAGGGAACAACGAGAGUAUGGUGCGCCUGCUUAUUGAACAUGGGGCAAACGUUCAAACAAGCGUCGAUGGCUUCACCCUGAUGCAUCUUGCAGUCGAUAUUGGAAAUAUUGCAAUUGUGCAGUCGCUUAUUGAUGCAGGCAUUGAUAUCCAGGCAAAGGAUCCAUCCGGACAGGCAGCGAUACACAUUGCCGCUGUAAAUGGUCGAGAAAAAAUAGCGAUGGCCUUGAUUGAGGUCGGAGCGAAUCUAAACGAUCUUGAUAGCCGCGGAAGAACACCACUAGUUCUUGCCACGGAGAAUUUGCACCACAAGUUGGUGAAAUUGUUCCUAGAAAGAGGAGCAUCUCUUGCAAACAAAAGCCAAGAUGGCUACAGUACACUCGAGAUGGCAAAGGUUUUGGACGACGAGGAUAUGGUACAGUUACUCAUAAAAAGUGAACCAGACUCACACGGCGUUGUACAGAACACCCUUGAUGGGUUAUCUAUUUCAGAUCCGGUAACGAGUAACGACUGUUUGAAAAGCGAAUGA